GCGCGCGGGGCGUAGAACCUAGUCGACCCGUAGUGACCUGCCGGGUGUUUUGUACCUUCUUAAGUAGAGCGCGUCUUGGUUUACGCACGGUCAUGUGUUCUCUCAGUAAUCCUGGCUGCGCCUCGACCGGCCUCACCAAGCCGCCCUUUCACGCCACUCGUGGGAAGCUAAGCCACCCACUCCCACACAGCUUUCAAGGAGGAAACAGCUGGCUCUGUCCGGAAUGGCCACUGUCUCUAUCAACUGCUACCACCUGCACCUUUCCAUGCUCCUCCCGUAUGAAAAUUCAAGCUCCAGAAAACCUUCCCUGAUUCCCUGCAAUCUGUGUUAAGACCACUCCAGUGUGCUGCGGUUGCUUCUCUGCAUUUACCGUGCUGUGCUUAACGCGCUACCGGACACAUAGUGGGUGCUCAAUAAAUGAACAGGCAACCUCGAGUCAUUUCUUUCAUUCACUCAGUCAACACACAGAAAUAACUCCGAGAGCCUUCUUUACCCAUUCUCAAGCAUUAUCUAAGAGCUUUUGAUACAUUAUCUCUUUAAUCCUCCCAACAACCGUGUGAGGAGAUGCUUUUAUUGUCCACAUAGUAAAGAUAAGGAAAGUGAAACACAGAGUCACACAGUUACAGGAAGCCCAACCAGAGGCAAGUGCGCCUGCACAGCAGGCGGAGCCUCAGAUGGCUCUCAAAACACCUGGCUCUGGGCUGAAAUGAACUACCCAAGAACCCGGGUUAGCUUUCCCUGAACUGCAGAGGGGGCUGGCAGGUCACUGGCCUGACUUUUUCAUUCACUAAAUAUUUAUUGGCAUUGCUGCUAGGCACUGAAAUAUAAAUGUCACAAAAGCUCUCCCUUCAAAGGGUCUUCAGUGGAAACAGACAUGUUUAAUCAUGACAGUACAGUGAGAUAAGUGUUUCAAUAUCUAAUGGAGAUUGCAGUAGGUUGCCUGGAAGAAGAUUAGGUUAACAUUGCCUGUUGGAUGAGAGUUGGAAACUGGAGAUGGGAGAUCUAGGAAGGCUUCUGGUGGAGGCGAUACUUUCACUUUUUUGAAGAACAAGUGAGAGUUUUUUAGGCAGAAAGACUAGAAGAGAAAGGGAGCAGACCCAGAUGCAUGGCACUGUGUGGGCCCUCCAGAGAAUCAUGGAUGGCUUGAGCAGCAGAGUUCAGAUAGAAGAUUUUCAAGGGAUGACAACAAAAGGAAAGGAAGGGUCUUAUAUACCUGGCAGAGCGCCUCCUGAGAGAAUCCUCUACCCUUAUUAUCAUUGGGAUAAUGUAAAUGAAUGAACAUGGAACAUUGUAAAGCUCAGUAGAAAUACAGGAUACUGUGACUAUUAGCCCCAUGGCUUCUGUGUGCUCCCUGAGUUAGAAUGUGACAAUAAUGGAGUCAGAGGCCGGAGUCAGCCCCCAAAGACUUGCCCCUAUUUCAGAUCCUCAGAUGUACUUUCUAACCCAGUGGCUGUCUUGCAGGUGGGGUUUGUUGGUUAACAGACUUGAGAGCCAUCAUGACUCAAGGAUCAUAGUUUGAGGUCAGAGCCCCCACGAUCAGAAAAGGAGCACAGGGGACUUCCCUGGUGGCGCGGUGGAUAAGACUCCAAGCUCCCAAUGCAGGGGGCCGGGGUUCGAUCCCUGGUCAGGGAACUAGAUCCCACAUGCAUGCUGCAACUAAGGAGCCCACGUGCCGCAACUAAGGAGCCCACGUGCCGCAACUAAGACCAGGUGCAACCAAAUAAAUAAAUAUUAAAAAAAGAAAAAGGAGCACAAAAUUUUGUUCCUUUUUAAGUUUUCACUUUGAAAUAAUUACAGACCCACAGGGAGUUGCAAAAGUAGUACUUAGAGACCUGUGCAUCUUCACUCAGUUUCCCCCAGUGGUAACAUCUUACAUAGCUAUAGUAUAAUAUCAAAAUCAGGAAAUCGAUAUUGGUACAGUGCACAAAGGCUUUUUGAAGACAUCCUAGAAACUUCUUACAAAACUGAGUGAAGGCUCUACAGACCCUGCAUUUUACAAAAUCCUCAUUGGCUAUUUUAUUACAAAAGUUAUAGCUCAUAGUUCAAAAAAUCAAUUCAUACCACUGGACAAAUGACAGAAAGCUUACAGAAAAAAAUCAAGAUGGCUUUUUACACUGGAAAAAAAGUCAUUUAUAACUUUUAAAAUAUGCAAAUUAAACUUGCAAUGAGAUAACAUGUUUUCUUCUCAGAUUUAAAAGUCUGAUAAUACUGUGUUGAUCUGACAUUGGGUAACAGGCACUGGAAAAUGUUUCUGCAGAAAGUAAAUCGGUACAAUCUUGUUGGAGGGCAAUUUGAAAAGACCCAGCAUUUAUCCUUCUGGGAAUUUAUUAUAAUACAUGCAUGUGUGCAGAAUGACAUAUUUAUAAGGAUAUUCGUUGCAGUGACGCUAAUUAUAGUGAAAAGACAGGAAUAGUCUACAUUCUAUCUAUAGGAGACUGACUCAAAAAAGCCACAGAAGGAAGUAUUGUGCAGCCAUGAAAGUGGAAGAAGCUCUUUAUGUAGUGACAUGUAACAAAAUUCAAGAUACAUUGUUAAAGAAAAAAGUGAGGCUCAGAACCGUAUAUAAUGUUUGCUAUCAUUUGUGUUUAAAAAGUUGGAGGGAUGGGGAGAAAUACACACACAUAUCUGACCUGGCAUGUGCAUAAAAUAUCUCUGGAAAGAUACACAAGGGAAUGUGAAGAGGGUCGUCGCUGAGGAGGAGAACUCAGGGAGACUAGUUUUAAAACAUCUUGUUUUAAAAGUAUGAGCUAUUUGUUAUAUUAAUUUACCUUGCAUCUUUUUAAAAUAUUUUAUUUUUGGCUGCAUUGGGCCUUUGUUGCUGCAUGUGGGCUUUCUCUAGUUGCAGCGAGUGGGCACUACUCUUCAUUGUGGUGCAUGGGCUUCACAUUGCGGUGGCUCCUCUUGUUGCAGAGCACGGGCUCCAGGCGUGAGGGCUUCAGUAGUUGUGGCACGAGGGCUCAGUAGUUGUGGCUCGCGGAUUCUAGAGGGCAAGCUUAGUAGUUGUGGCACAUGGGCUUAGCUGCUCCGCGGCAUGUGGGAUCUUCCCGGACCAGAGAUUGAAGCUGUGUCCCCUGCAUUGGCAGGCGGAUUCUUAACCACUGCGCCACCAGGGAAGCCCCAUCUUUUUGUUUUAAAGAAAUAAUGCCUCCAAUCUCCUUUGCUUCCUUCCCUACCAAGAGGUAACCUCUAUUCCUGAAUUUGGUAUUUGUCCUCCUCUUGAAUGUUUUUUAACAUAGUACAUAUUACUACAUAUGUAAUACAUAUUAUAACAUGUGUGUAUGUAUCCAUAUGUAUGUAUCCAUAAACAAUAUAUCACAUUGUUUUGCAUGUUAGACUUUUCAUUCUGCAGUAUGCUUUUUUACUUAAGAUCUUGAAAAUAUUUACCCAUGUUGAUACAUGUAGCUCUUAUUCAUUCAUUUAAAGCACUGUAUAGUAUUCCAGUGCUUGAAUAUAGCCCAGCUCAUCCAUUUCUCCGCUGAUGGACAUUUAGAUUAUUUCCCAGUUCUUCAAACAGUGCUUCAAGUCACAUUCCUUUUUAUGUCUCCUUGCCCACCUGUGGAAAAGUUUCUCUAGGCCAGCAAGCAUCAAACAUAUUUUUGCCACAUCCUCUUAGCAGGAAAAAUAUUUUUGCUGUGCACCCCUAAAAUAUGAAUAUGUAUUUAUUUAUGAAAUACAUAUGUGAACCACUAUUCCAAAUUAGUAUGUCCAUCAUAAGAUAUACAAAAAGAUAACUGUAAAAAGGGCAAUUGAAAAAAGAAGGAAAUAAUAUAUUACAAAUAUUUAUUUAUUUGUAGUACAAAAAUCAUUAGUGAGGGACUUCCCUGGUGGUCCAGUGGCUAAGCUCCACACUCCCAAUACAGGGGGCCCGGGUUUGAUCCCUGGUCAGGGAACUAGAUCCCGCACGCCGCAACUAAGACCCAGUGCAGCCAAAUAAAUAAGUAAAUAUUUUUUUAAAAAAAUCUUUAGUGAAAAUAAUGUGGCUGAAUAUGCUUCAUUACUUUCCCACUUAUUAUGUAUUAUUUAUUUAAAAUUUUAAUUGUGGCAAAAUGCCCAUAAUAUAAAAUUUGCCAUCUGAACCACUUUUAAAUGUACAGUUCAGUAGUGUUAAGGAUUCAUUACUGGCAAGAGUUUCUCUUGAACUUCAGUGAUUUUCUCACCCAUUGACCAGCUGACUCUCCUAUUGAACCUGAGAGUUUGUACUCACACUUGUGUGUGAGUCAUUAGGAUUAUUUGUAAUCUUAAUCUUGCUUCUUUGGAGGAAUCUUGUUAAGCCUCUUGUUCACUUUUGGGGGCUAGGAAAAUCCAAAUAGCAUAAUCUGUAAUUCCAUUUAUCUGGGGAUUUGUAAACUGUGGAGAACAGUGAAAAACACGUCGCCAAACCCUGAAAAGAAAACACAGACAACCCCUCCAAAUAUGAAGCUCCCUUACCCUUUACCCAUAUAACUCACUUGCUUUACUUCAUAACCCAGGAUCUCUGACAAGAGCACAGAGAGGGCGCCAGCAUCAGUCUGUUUCCUAAAGAUUAGUAAAACUUACUUUUUUUCUUUUGGAUAAAAAAAUAUAUUUAAAUACUAAUGCUUCCUUUUGGCACCUCUGUGAUUAUCUCGUGUCUGAGGGGUGCACAUCUCUCUUUGGAGACCAGGAUAUACCUAGAAACAGAAUUGCUGAGUUGAAGGGCAUAAACCUUGUGGAUAUCACCAUAUUGCUGUCCCAAGGGCUUGUCCCAGUUUGCAUUCCCACCCUUGCCUUCACAUUUUUACUAAAACUUGCUUUUAAUAUACUUUAAUUUUUGCCAGUCAAAGGGGUGUGAAAGAGCAUCUAAUUUAACUUGCAUUACUAGUUUAAUUUGCAUUUAACUACUAGUGAGUCUGAGCACUUUUAAUACAUUUAUCAGCCAUUAAAAUUUCCUCAUCUUUUAUCAGCUUGAUGCUUUGUGACAAUCUAGAGGGGUGGGAUAGGGAAGGUGGGAGGGAGGCUCAAGAGGGAGGGGAUAUAGGGAUGUAUAUAUACAUAUAGCUGAUUUACUUUGUUUUUUUGUUUGUUAAUUUUUAUUUAUUUAUUUAUGCCUGUGUUGGGUCUUCAUUGCUGCGCACAGGCUUUCUCUAGUUGCAGCGGGCGGGGGCUGCUCUUCCUUGCGGUGCACGGGCUUCUCACUGCAGUGGCUUCUCUUGUGGACUACGGGCUCUAGGCGCUCAGGCUUCAGUAGUUUUGGCCCACGAGCUCAGUAGUUGUGGCACACGGGCUUAGUUGCUCCGCGGCAUGUGGGGUCUUCCCGGACCAGGGAUCAAACCCAUGUCCCCCGCAUUGGCAGGCGUAUUCUUAACCACUGCGCCACCAGGGAAGUCCCAGCUGAUUUACAUUGUUGUACAGCAGAAACUAACACAACAUUGUAAAGCAGUUACACUCCAAUAAAGAUACAAAAGAAAAAAAAGAAAAUGAGCAAAAGACAUGAAGAUAUUUUACCAAAUAAGAUACACAAGUGGCAAAUAAGCACAUAACAAGGUGUUCAACAUCAUUAGCCAUAAAAGAAAUGCAAAUAAAAAACACUCUGAGUGAAAAAAGUAAAAAAAAAAUGUCCUCAUCUUUGAAUUGCCUGUUUAUAUCCCUUGUGGGUUUUUCUAUUGGAUCAUUUGUUUGUCUUUGCCAUGCUAAUUUGUAGGAGUCUACUUUUUCUUUUUUCUAAUUUUUUCAUUAAUUUCAUUAAUUUUUCUUAAUUUCAUUAAUUUCUAUCCUUUAGUAUUUCUGACCAUCUGUAAUCUUUGGGUGUACUCUUCAUUUUCUGACCUCUCAAGGUGAACACUUAGCUGAUUCCUUUUCAGUCUGUCUUAUUUUCUAAUAUAGCAUAUAUAUUUAAGGUCAUACAUUUCUCUCUGGUUACUUAGCUGAAUUUUACAACUUUUUAAAAGGAAUCUCGCAGCUUUUGAUAUAUUGUUUUUCAUUGUAGCAGUUCUAGAUAUGUUACAAUUUCCACUGUAAUUGUUUUAUUCUCCUAUCAUGAAUUAUUUAGAAAUGUGGUUUUUUAAAUUCCAGAGUAGUGCAUUUUGUUUUAUCCUUUAACAAACAAGCAAAAAACUUAACCUUUUUGUUUUUGGUUUCUAACUUCAUCAUAUCGUGGUCAUAGGAUGUGUUCUGUAUGAUGGCGAUUUUUUGGUAUCGGUUGGUACUUUAGUGGCAUAGUAUGUCAAUUUUUAUAAUGUUCCAUGUGUACUUGAACAUAUUUUCUAAUAUUUAUAUAUUAAUGUUUGUUAGUUAUAUCAUUGAAUCUUUUAUAUGUUGCUAAUGUCGUUUUAUUUUUGUUUCAUCUAUCAUCUGUUUUUUGGAGAAAAGUAUCUUAAAAUGUCCAGUAUAUUUGUAGAUUUUACAGUCUUCCCUUGUAUUUCUGGCUUAAAUAUUUUGAUGUUGUUAGAGUCAUAUAAGUACCAGGUUAUUUCGUCCCUGGCAAAUUGUUUAUCGUCAAGAAAUGACACCUGUAUUCCUAAUAAUCCUUUAUCUCUUGAAAUCUAUCCUGUCAGAUUUUAAUAUCACUGUAUCAGUUUUCCAUUUUGCCCUACACUGAGAGGCAGCAGAGAGCAAUGUUAAGAGCAUGGACUCUGAAGUCAGGUUGCUGGGGUUCAAAUCCCAGCACUGACACCUUCUAGCUGUGUGACCUCAAGCAGGUUUUAACCUCAGUGUUCCCAUGUAUAAAAUGGGUGCAGUUACUACCUACCUCAAAGGAUUAUUAUGAGGAUUAAACUAAUAACUAUUUUUUUAACCUAAUUACUAUUUUUAAAGCACUUUGAACAUCAUAGUAAGCACUCCAUGUGUAUUUGUAAAAUUAAAUAAUUAAACAUAUAUAUGUGCAGCCCUUUUCUGUGUCACUAUUUUAUAGGUAUUUGUCUGACAAACACCAUAUAGCUGCUAGAUACUGUAAUGCUGCAGUAGAUACCUUUAUUACAUAAGUCAUAUCCCAUAUGUCUGAGUGUAUCUGUAGAAUAACUCCUAGAAAUGGGAUUGCUGGGUGGAAAGAUAUGUGCAUUUGUAAUUUUGCUAGAUAGUGCCAAAUUGCCUUACAUAGGAGUCUGGUGCAACCCCAAUGUAAGGCAAUUUGGCACUAUCUAGCAAAAUCGAUCUUUGCCAGGCUGUUAAGUGAAAAAUGGUAUUUCAGUAUAGAUGUAAUUUGCAUUUCUCUUACUUUAAGUGAGGUUGAGCAUAUUUGAAUGCUCUUUGUAUUUCCUUUUCUGUGAAUGUGCCUCUACCCAUUUUCAAUUCGGUGGUUGAUCUUUUCUGGAUCUAUUUGUUAAAGUUUUUUAGAUAUUGGGAAAUCAGUCCUUGUUCUAUGAUAUAAGCUGAUUUUUUUUUUCUAAGCACUUCCUCUCAGGAAUCAAGAAAAACAAUGAGAGAGAACAACUUGAAUUAUUAUCUCAAAAUAUUUUUGCCGAGUGGUAAAUGCUCCCUUUUUCUGUUCACAGACUUUGUGCUAAACACAUCUUUAAUCUUUAAAACCUCACUUCCUGGUAGAUACUAUCUUCACUUUACAAAUGAAAAAACUGAAGAUCAGAGAGAUUUUUUUUUUUUUUCACUCAUUCAACAAAUAUUCAUUAAGAACCUACUAAAUUGGGCUUCCCUGGUGGCGCAGUGAUUGAGAGUCCGCCUGCCGAUGCAGGGGAUACAGGUUCGUGCCCCGGUCCGGGAAGAUCCCACAUGCCGCGGAGCGGCUCGGCCCGUGAGCCAUAGCCUGCGCGUCCGGAGUCUGUGCUCUGCAACGGGAGAGGCCACAACAGUGAGAGGCCUGAGUACCGCAAAAAAAAAAAAAAAAAAAGAACCUACUAAAUUCUAGGGGCUUCCCUGGUGGCACAGUGGUUAAGAAUAUGCCUGCCAAUGCAGGGGACACGGGUUCGAGCCCUGGUCUGGGAAGAUCCCACAUGUCGCAGAGCAACUAAGCCCGUGCGCCACGACUACUGAGCCUGUGCUCUAGAGCCCGUGAGCCACAACUACUGAGUCCGUGUGCCACAACUACUGAAGCCCAUGCACCUAGAGCCCGUGCUCCGCAACAAGAGAAGCCACUGCAAUGAGAAGCCUGUGCACUGCAACAAGGAGUAGCCCCUGCUCACUGCAGCUAGAGAUAUCCUGCGCGCAGCAAAGAAGACCCAAUGCAGCCAAAAAUAAAAUAAAUAAAUAUUUUUAAAAAUUAAAAACAAAGAACCUACUAAAUUCUUUAUUUAGGGGAUAUAGCAGUGAGUAAAACAGAAAAGUUCCUUGUUCUAUGGACUUACAUUCUAGGGUGGAAAUAUAGACCACAAACAAGAAAACAAAUUAGAUACUUUCUGAUAGUGGUAAGUGCUGUGAAGAAAAUAAACCAAAAUGGUGUAACUGACAAGGAAUGGGGGCGCUACUGUUAGGUUGGGUGGUCUCAGAAGUCCUAGCUGGAAAAAAAAUGAGAUUUGAUCUGAUGCCUAAAAGGAAAGAGAAGAUCUGGGAAAUGGAACUGUUAGUGCAAAGGCCCUAAAGCAGGAACGAGCUAGGCUUGUUCAACACUCAGAGAGGUUUGGUCUGAGGAGCAAACUGGGAAAGCCACUCGGAGUUUUUGAAAAGGAGGGUAAUAUGAUGUGAUUUUGUCAGUGAGGAUAAGGUAGGUUCUGGUUUUAGGCCCUUUUCCAUUUUUUAAAAUGGAGAAUGCUAGGGCUUCCCUGGUGGUGCAGUGGUUGAGAGUCCGCCUACCGAUGCAGAGGACAUGGGUUCGUGCCCCGGUCCAGGAAGAUCCCACAUGCCGCGGAGCGGCUGGGCCCGUGAGCCAUGGCCACUGAGCCUGCGCGUCCGGAGCCUGUGCUCCGCAACGGGAGAGGCCACGACAGUGAGAGGCCCGCGUACAGAGAAAAAAAAAAAAAAAAAGGAGAAUGCCAAACAGCUUUUUUGCUUAUGUGUGUAUUUGUUAUUUAUUGCUGUGUAACAAAUCACCCAAAAUUUAAUGACUUAAAACAACACUAAUCAUUUAUUUUCUCUGGGUUUCUGCGGGCCUGCAGUUUGGGAGCAGCUUGGCUGGGAUUUUAUGACUUGGGAUCUCUUGUGAGGUUGCAGUCAUCUGAAAGCUAGACUAAGGCUGAAGGAUCUGCUUGCCAGAUGGCUCCAUCACAGGAUGGGUAAGUUGGGGCCAGCUCUUAGCAGGAAGCCUCCAUUCCUCUCCACGCAAGCCCCUCCACAGGCAUACUUGAGCGUCCUCAUGUCAUGGCUGCUGGCUUCCCCCAUAUCAGGUGAUCUAAGAAACAGCAGUACAGAUACUGAAAUAUCUUUUAUGAGCUAGCCUCAGAAGCCACACAUUAUUAUUUCCUCAAUACUCUAUUGGUACAUAGCCCUGUUGGAUGUGGGCAUGCUAUCAGGAGUCGAGGAUAGUCAAUGCAGGCCAUUUUGGAGACCGGCUACCACAAUGUGGGUAUCUUUAAAUUUAUACUAAUAUAUAUUUUUUAUGUAUUUGUGUGUAUAUAUAUUCUUAUAAAAUCAUAUUUGAUAUUUACCAUCUUAGGAAUUAAACCAAAAUUUUAAAAUACUAGUUUGUUCAUUUAAAAAUAAGCCCUCUGAGAUGGGAUAGGGAGGGUGGGAGGGACGCUCAAGAGGGAGGGGAUAUACAUAUAGCUGAUUCACUUUGUUGUACAGCAGAAACUAACACAACAUUGUAAAGCAAUUAUACUCCAAUAAAGAUGUGAAAAAAAAUAAAAAUAAAAAAUAGGUGGGGCUUCCCUGGUGGUACAGUGGUUGAGAGUCCGCCUGCCUAUGCAGGGGACACGGGUUCGUGCCCCGGUCCAGGAAGAUCCCACAUUCCGCGGAGCGGCUAGGCCCGUGAGCCAUGGCCAUUGAGCCUGCGUGUCUGGAGCCUGUGCUCCGCAAUGGGAGAGGCCACAACAGUGAGAGGCCCAUGUACCGCAAAAAAAAAAAAAAAAAAAAAAAAAAAAAUAGGGACUUACCUGGUGGCGCAGUGGUUAAGAAUCUGCCUGCCAAUGCAGUGGACACGGGUUGGAGCCCUGUUCCAGGAAGAUCCCACAUGCCACGGAGCUACUAAGCCCAUGUGCCACAACGAUUGAGCCUGCACUCAGAGCCCUCGAGCCACAGCUACUGAGCCUGUGUGCCACAACUACUGAAGCCCACACGCCUAGAGCCCAUGCUCUGCAACAAGAGAAGCCACCGCAAUGAGAAGCCUGCGCACCACAACGAAGAGUAGCCCCCGCUCGCUGCAACUAGAGAAAGCCCACAUGCAGCAACGAAGACCCAACACAGACAAAAAUAUAAAUAAAUAAAUAAAUUUUUUAAAAAUAAAAAUAAGCCCUCUGAGGGACUUCCCUGGUAGCACAGUGGUUAAGAAUCUGCCUGCCAGUGCAGGGGACACGGGUUCAAUCCCUGGUCCGGGAAGAUCCCACAUGCCGCAGAGCAACUAAGCCCAUGCGCCACAACCACUGAUCCUGUGUGCCACAGCUACUGAAGCCCGCGCGCCUAGAGCCCGUGCUCCACAACAAGAGAAGCCACUGCAAUGAGAAACCCGCACGCAGCAACGAAGACCCAACGCAGCUAAAAAUAAAUAAAUAAAUACUUUUUAAAAUAAAUAAAAAUAAGCCCUCUGUGUAUUAACAUAGAUGAUGCAUUUUUAAUGGAAAUAGAAGAAUGGCAUUAUUGUACAUUUCUGCAAAUCUCUUUAAUACCUGAUUUAACAGAAGAGUGUUGGAUUCUCAUUUUUGCCUCUGCAUACUCCACUGAACAUUCAUGAGAGAAAGAGAGCAAAAAUGGAUAAUGAGCAUUUGGUGCCCUGAGAGUGAAGCUACAGGAGUGGACCUUUCUUGGGAUAACCAAACCUAUGCCAAGAGAACAGGCUGGAGACAGGUUCUGUGGUGUUCUUGGUCACCCAUUUAUGGAAUUUCAGAAGGGCAGUGGAGAUUACUGCCAGGCCCAGCAUGACCUCUGUGCAGACAAGUGAACUGUAGAAAUUCAUUACUACUCCACCGAGAAGCCCCCAUAAAAGUGGCUAACCUGGACACGGAAGCAUGGAACUGAAAUCCUCAGAGCAUUGUACUUCCUUUCUACUGCCUCAGUAUUACUGGAUUGAAGAAUUGCUGCUUUUUGUUAGGAGGUUCAUUUCAUUUCCCAUUACUCCCAAUUUCAUACUCAAAAGCACUGAGAAUUUCAAGUGCAGUAUAUUGAAGUAGACUCAGUUUCUUUGCAUCAUUUCUGUAUUCAAUUUUAAAAAUUCUUUCAUAACCCUAUUGAGUGUUUUUUAACUAAAUUAACAUGGCUCAAAUGAUCCAUGUGGAAGUCACUUACAAGAACAUGAGAUUUCUUAUUACACACAAUCCAACAAAUGUGACCUUAAGCAAAUUUAUAGAGGACCUUAAGAAGUGUGGAGUUACCACAAUAGGAAGACUAUGUGAAGCAACUUAUGACACUACUCUCGUGGAGAGAGAAGGCAUCCAUGUUCUCGACUGGCCUUUUGACGAUGGCGCACCACCAUCUAAUCAGAUUGUUGAUGAUUGGUUAAGUCUUGUGAAAAUUAAGUUCCGUGAAGACCCUGGUUGUUGUAUUGCCAUUCAUUGUGUUGCAGGCCUUGGGAGAGCUCCCGUGCUUGUCGCCCUAGCAUUAAUUGAAGGUGGAAUGAAAUAUGAAGAUGCAGUACAGUUCAUAAGACAAAAGCGGCUUGGAGCUUUUAACAGCAAGCAACUUUUGUAUUUGGAGAAGUAUCGUCCUAAAAUGUGGCUGUGCUUCAAAGACUCCAAUGGUCAUAGAAACAACUGUUGCCUUCAGUAAAACUGGGGUGCCUGAUGCCAUUGCUUGGAAGUGGAAACUAGACGGGAUGGAAUUUGUCAUACGUGUUAGCCAGCACGUUGGCUUGGUGAAGUCUGAGGAAGCUUCCAUAGGAGUGUUGAAAAGC
Messenger RNA from Orcinus orca (killer whale), 11884 nucleotides. RefSeq names its product protein tyrosine phosphatase type IVA 1-like. NCBI's taxonomy places the organism in Eukaryota, Metazoa, Chordata, Mammalia, Artiodactyla, Delphinidae. The transcript is spliced from 2 exons. Gene Ontology annotation, molecular function: protein tyrosine phosphatase activity. Gene Ontology annotation, biological process: protein dephosphorylation. Bases 11248 to 11760 code for a protein of 170 amino acids. Gene Ontology annotation, cellular component: nucleus. The record is from RefSeq and is a predicted model, not a curated record.